GUUAUUUUAACAGUUUUUACCUCAUAUUUUACCUUAUAAGUGUGUAAUAAAAGUGCGUUGCAGACAUGGCAAAUGACAGACCGUUAGCUGCGCAUGAAAUUUUAGAUGCUUUAGAAAAUGUUUCUGAUAAUGAAGAAGAUUAUAGAGAACGACUGAUAUGUAUUCUACCUCCUCCUGUUGAUCCUGACUGUCUCACUGACGAAGAUUCGGGUGAAGAAGAUAAUGUAACUAUGAAUAAUUUACCACGAAACAUUCUGCUUCAACCGGCUGAAGUAAUGAUUCAAGGGCAGAUUAUGGUGAGUGAUACAGAAGAAGAACCUUCUGAUUCUACAGGUCGAACUAAACGUAGGCGGUACCUACGCAUGGAGAAAACGGGACUUGGCAAAAAAUCCCGUGAAUUGGCUAGAUGUUCAAGGCGCUUGCCAAGAUUACCGAAUUGGUAUACGAGGUAA
Messenger RNA from Papilio machaon (common yellow swallowtail), 452 nucleotides. RefSeq names its product piggyBac transposable element-derived protein 3. The record is from RefSeq and is a predicted model, not a curated record. The coding region runs from base 66 to 452 and encodes 128 amino acids. Lineage: Eukaryota; Metazoa; Arthropoda; Insecta; Lepidoptera; Papilionidae. The transcript has 2 exons.